Messenger RNA from Acanthochromis polyacanthus (spiny chromis), 10791 nucleotides. It is a transcript of the gene foxp1b, whose product is annotated as forkhead box P1b. The transcript is spliced from 20 exons. The record is from RefSeq and is a predicted model, not a curated record. Gene Ontology annotation, cellular component: nucleus. Bases 4060 to 6171 code for a protein of 703 amino acids. Lineage: Eukaryota; Metazoa; Chordata; Actinopteri; Pomacentridae. Gene Ontology annotation, biological process: regulation of transcription by RNA polymerase II. Gene Ontology annotation, molecular function: DNA-binding transcription repressor activity, RNA polymerase II-specific; RNA polymerase II cis-regulatory region sequence-specific DNA binding.
UAACAAAUAAACAAGUAAACAAACACCUGUGCUAUCAUAAUGUCCGCUGCUAGUAACGUUAACUGUGCCUCUGCGAGUUUGACUUUUUUUUUAAAUUGGGGAAAGUUGUAAGUUCAUGAGACCCUGAGGGUGGAAAUGCACCUUUGAGAGGGGAGGAAAAAAAGUAUUUUAGCAAUUAAUGCUACAUGGUUAUAAAGUAGCUAGUUAGCGAUAGCGGCUAACUAGCUUACAAUUGUAACGUUACCUGUUAAGGAUAUGUUAGCGCCGUGAAAAAGUUUACGUUGUGAAGGGGAAGUUUGAGUGCCGUGAUUUCUUUUGGAGUAAGACCAGGGAAGGAGUUUUUCCCCACGUGUUAGCUGUCCUCCAAACUCACAAGACCGGAGCAAAUGCAUCAGAAGUGGCCGAAACUGAAGUUAUAUUGACCGUAUUGCGGCUUAAAGCUAAUAGGCAGAGUGGUUUUAUUUAGCUGUCCAUCAUUAGCGUUGUUCUUUUUGGUGUGGCUCGCCUGCUUUUAGCGAUAAGGCUUAUACUAAACACCCGUAAAGCCGAUUUUCGCUUCAUAGUUAACUUUUCAUUAACGCGACAGAUUUGUAGAAUUAAAUUUUAAUUAUAGCUUUGAUAACCUGAAACUGUAUUUCAAAGUGUGCUGCGUGUGUUUUUCUAGUUGUGUUGUUGGUUUUGCUCAAAGUUUGCUGCUUUUAUUGAGUCAGAUGUGGCGUGGCGUAAGCAGUUGGGCAUUUUCUUAAAUGUAAAUUGGCUGGAGUUGUAGAUGACUUUGCUAUUACUUGUGAAAAAUGGAGUUUAAUUUUUUGUUAAUUAACAAUUAACAGUUGUUACCACAGUUGUGUAAGCUGCUUAUACUAAUAUUUGAUAUCCUAAUGCACUGUCCAGAGGAAUGUUAUACUUUUUGUUUAACUGUAGCAGUCAAGUACACUUAUAUUCAUGGUAUUUUGGCUCUUUUUCUGUUUUAUUUAACAUUUUAGAACAGGUGUAUCACAUACAAAUGAACACUUGUGGCAAAGACUGUGGAUUUGGCUGUUUGAAAGCUUGGGAAUCUAUAUAAACAUAUUGGUACAAUUGUCCAAUGUACUAAAUCCACACGAAUUUAUCAUACAUUUUCUUAAUCAGACAGAUAUGCACAAAAUAUUUUGUAUUUUUUUUAGAUAAAUAAAGAUAGAGAGUACAUAUGCCUACUUAUUAUAACUGCAUACACAUACGUAUGAAAUAUUGCCUUAAUGUUUAUACAGUACGUCUGCAGCUGGCAACAGCAGGACUAAAACCAUCUGAAAAUUUACAAAAGGGAAACUGCAGCUUUAACAACUAUUGCUGGCAGUGCUCCCUCCUCCUUGGUCUUUGGAUUAGUCAUUGUCUGAAGGGAAAAAAAACACUUUUUUGUAGGAGAAGUAAAGUAAACAGCCUCCAACAAGCGAACCUUGACAACCCAGAUUAAGGAAAACAUUGGAGAUCAAACAGUGCUGCUGCUGGGCUGUUGUCAUGAGCUGCCUGAGAGAGAGCUGCAGACUAUUUGAACAGGCACUGGGGUUUGUGUGCUCACUUAUGCAGAAAUGGACCUUCGCAAAUGCUGACCUAGGUUUUAAAACACAGGAUGAACUUUCUUUGCAACUUUUCCAGGCCUGCUGUUUGACACAGCUAUUACAUAGAGACACUCAGCCUUCUGCCGUUUCUGAUGGGAACAACCCAACAUCGUCCCCCGCGUCUGCUUCUAGAAACAAGAAUGACUGUACUUCGUCUGCUGCAUGCUACCACUGAAUAAAUUGAGUUGGGGGGGAGGUGAUGGGUUGGGGUAUGAAGCUUGAAAUUUGAGAAAGACCAGCUGCAUGCAUUGUAAUGACGCAAGAUCCUUAAUGCACCAAUCUGUGAUUUUGUAUUGUUUGGAAAGCCCUUGUUUCUAGUUUGGCCUCUUCAGGCUUGGGCUAAGGCUCUUCUUUGUGGAGAGCUGAGGUUCAACUGGUAAGAAAGUAAUCAGUCACUCAUGCAUUCAGUGUGAGGACUCCCAUCCCUGAGUGGAGCGGUCCUCUCUUUCAUCUGACGGCUCAGUAUUUGUGAACACACAUUCAAAUACCCUGCGCUGGGUACAGAGGGGCUGUAAACUGACUGUGCACCCUCGCUUGCAGCUGAAUGAUAAGGAGAGUUAUUUUCGGUCCAGUGUGGGAAUAAGGUUCUGCAUUUGCUAUAUUGUCUCUUUCAGAUUUAUUUGCCGGCUUUACCCUUCAUUUGAUUUCAGAUACAAGACGCCCUCAAACCAGUUGCUUGAAACAGUUUUUUUUGCACAAAGCAAGACAAGUGACAGAUGAAUAAAGGGAAUUUUCUGGUAGAUGAAUUUGUCAUGUGAUUUUUGCACGUUUGAUUCGCACAGCACAAAGGGGGAAGAGUACCGGCAAUAUGAAUACAAGUGCAGCACGCUCAUUAGUGCUGUAUUACAUGAAUGGAAGUGAUAACAAAGGAAAGCAGAACAAUAUUUCCAGGGUAAAGGUUAGUGUGUCCCGGCUCCUGUGGUGUGCCCAGGCAGACGGUUCUCCAUGCCAGGGAAGGCGAUUGGUCAGAGAGUGGACAGCUUCAGGUGAGCUCUCUGCAGCUCCUCAGUCUCUAUGGAGACUGCAAAAUGCUCAGGAUGGCCAUUAACUCAUGCAACCAUUAAUUACUGUCUUCUACUGUCAUCUGUCCUUAAUAAAGGGAGCGAUGCUGACAAAAAAUGUCAUCUGCUUGCAUGGGAAGAGAGGGAGCAUGCAAUUACAAUCAAUUAACUUGAGUUACAAAAUGAAUUUGCCACUGGUGUUGUGUUUUAUGAAUACAGUGCAACUCUGGAACACGGCUUGUUCCUUGUUGGACAAUAUCAAAGUGUGUUUUAUCUGAUCAGUUUUGUCUCUUGAGAUGGUGCAAUAAAUUAGCCAUUGUGUUGGUUUCAGAUAAAGGUAGUUGUGUUGUUAUAAUAUGCAGUUGAAUUGGGUUAGAUGGUAGAAGCCUCUACCAUACUGCUACUUUUGUACAAUAAACCAAAAGGCUGUGGUACCAGUUAUGAAAGUGAUUACACUUUUCAAUAGCAAAUUUAUUGUUAAAAAAGGCCUAAUGAUAUAUGUUACAUUAUCAUAUUUCGUGUCAGAUUUUCAAGGUAAAAUGUGUUUCAUCUGUUACUUCGCAACGGGAAGAUGUGCUGCAGAUGGGCUCUUAAGACAAUGAGAGAAAAAUUAAAGGUGGAAUGGCAGUGUACUAGGGUAUUUUUAUUUAUUUAUUUUUGGUUAAUCAAAAUUAUCAAAAGUUAGCUAGUUUAGAAUAUUUCUUAAUGUCUUGACAUUGUGAUGAUUUAUCACUGAAAGAUUGCAUUGAAAAAGUGCAAUUUAUUUUUUUCCUGUCUCUUUCUUUUUUCAGUCCAUCCAAACUGUUAGCAUGUACGCAAUUUAAUCAUUGUAUUUUUAUUCAUACCACCCCCUUUUUCACUUUAAAUGGUCCUCUUUGCAUAUAAAAUAGCACAAAAUCCCUUUCAUAUCACAGCACUAGUCUGUUUUGGGAAGGAUACAGGUAAGCUGCAAACAUUUUCGUCCAGACAUGAGGGGCUCAGACAUAUGCUACAAGCUGUGCUCAGCUGCCAGGCGAAACCUCAGCACCUGUUUCUAUCAGCUGUCCAGUCUGUGUGUGUUUGUGAUGUUGCUUGGAUGGGCUGAUAGAUGCUGCUUUGGUUUUAAGGAAAAAUUCUAUCAAAUAUGCAGCGAUUAAUAUUUACACUGAAAAGUUGAUCUAACCUGAGGCACUCACAUGCUGUUUUGUUUGUCAUUCCAGGGCAACAUGGAAAGGAAGUGAAGUUGGCCAGCUUUGAGAACAAUCUAAAGCUGCUAGUGAAAGCUGGUUACGUCAGAACUACUGUAAGCUGAAUUCUGAUUGGAGGAAUGGAGUGCCAGUCAGCUGUGCACCAGUGAUCAGGCCAGGAGACUCCAGUGGUGACAUCCUGUGGAGCCAGAGAUCAAAGGCGAGGAGGCCGUUUUACCACCGCUGGAACUGAAGAUUGCUUUAAAUAAGCAAGUUCGUGCAGAAGGUUUUUAAGUCAUGAUGCAAGAAUCUGGGACGGAGGCCACGAGCAACGGACCAGCCAAUCAAAAUGGAGGAACAAGCGUGGAGGGUGUACCCAGGGAGGGACGACCCAAAAGUGCCACGCCAUCAGUGGAGGUGACUGCAGUGGACCUCCUGCAUCUCCAGCAGCACCAGGCUCUUCAAGUGGCUCGUCAAAUACUUCUCCAGCAGCAACAGCAGCAGCAGCAGCAGCAGCAGGAGCAGCAGCCCCUGUCUCAGCAACUGCAGUCUCAACAAAACACUGGCCGCAAAUCCCCCAAAGCCAGCGACAAGCAGCAAAGCCUACAGGUUCCAGUGUCAGUGGCUAUGAUGACACCUCAAGUGAUAACUCCACAGCAGAUGCAGCAGAUCCUUCAGCAGCAAGUCCUGAGCCCUCAGCAGCUCCAGGUUCUUCUCCAGCAGCAACAGGCCCUCAUGUUACAGCAGCAGCAACUCCAAGAAUUCUACAAAAAGCAGCAGGAACAGCUCCACCUCCAGCUCCUACAGCAGCAGCAGCAACAGCAGCAACAUGCAGGCAGCAAGCAGAGUAAAGAGCAGGUGUCAGCACAGCAGUUGGCCUUCCAGCAGCAGCUCCUGCAGGUCCAGCAGGUCCAGCAGCAGCACCUGCUCAACCUUCAGAGGCAAGGGCUGCUCACCAUCCAGCCCGGACAGACCGGCCUGCCGCUGCACUCCCUCACUCAGGGCAUGAUUCCAACAGAGCUGCAACAACUGUGGAAAGAGGUGACAAAUGCUCACGUGAAGGAGGAGCACAACAAUAGCAGCAACAACGGCCACCGGGGCCUUGACCUGUCCUCCCCGGCACCGCCAAAGAACCCACUCCUCAACCAGCAUGCCUCCACCAACGGGCAGUUCAUGAGUCACAAGAGAGAAGGAUCCACGCUAGAAGAACCUUCCCCCCAUAGUCACCCCCUCUAUGGCCACGGUGUUUGCAAAUGGCCAGGAUGUGAGGCAGUGUUUGAUGAUUUCCAUUCAUUCCUCAAGCAUCUUAACAAUGAGCAUGCCCUGGAUGACAGGAGCACGGCCCAGUGUCGAGUGCAAAUGCAGGUCGUACAACAGCUGGAACUGCAGUUAGCAAAAGACAAAGAGCGUCUGCAAGCGAUGAUGACGCACCUUCAUGUCAAGUCCACGGAGCCCAAAGCCACCCCACAGCCGCUCAACCUAGUGUCCAACGUCACGUUGUCCAAGUCGGCCCCCGAGGCGUCUCCUCCUCUGAGCCUUCCCCAGACCCCCACCACACCCACAGCACCCCUCACACCCCUGUCCCAGGCCCACUCUGUCAUCACAGCCAACAGUCUCCACAGUGUGGGCCCUAUGCGACGGCGCUAUUCAGAAAAGUACAACAUGCCCAUCUCUCCAGAUCUCAGUCAGAACAAAGAGUUUUACAUGAAUGCAGAUGUUAGACCGCCAUUCACAUAUGCCUCACUAAUAAGACAGGCAAUCCUCGAAUCUCCAGAAAAGCAGCUAACACUAAACGAAAUCUACAACUGGUUCACACGAAUGUUUGCAUAUUUUAGGCGCAAUGCAGCAACAUGGAAGGGUGCCAUUCGCACCAACCUUUCCCUGCAUAAGUGCUUUGUGAGAGUAGAGGAUGAGUUUGGGUCCUUUUGGACUGUUGAUGAUGAGGAGUUUAAGCGCGGCCGCCACAUACAGCGAGGCCGCCCUCGGAAAUACACCGCUGAUGAGAACUUUGAUGAGCUGCUCGUACAAAGUCCAGCCUUAGUGAAGAACAUUCAGACCAGCUUGGGCUAUGGUCCGACCCUCUCUGCUGCCUUCCAGGCUUCAAUGGCAGAAAACAACAUACCUCUAUACACUACUGCUUCCAUUGGAAGUCCCACCCACAACUUCCUGGCCAACGCUAUCCGCGAGGAGAUGAAUGGAGCGAUGGACCAUGGAAACAGCAACGGCAGUGACAGCAGCCCGGGACGCUCGCCUCUGCCAGCUAUGCAUCACAUCAGCGUUAAGGAGGAACCACUGGACCCUGAAGACCAUGAAGGGCCCCUCUCCCUGGUAACGACUGCCAAUCACAGUCCGGAUUUCGAUCACCACAGAGAUUAUGACGACGACCAGGGCCACGACGACAUGCUGUAAGGCUCAGCGCCGCCCCUCCCCAGCCUCAGCGGCCGAGGCAGUCUGGGUCAUCUGGGAGAUGGAAACGCUCCGCAGAUAACAAACACUGAACUGCAGUCUCAGCCACUGAUGACAGCUCUCAAAUGUCUCCAAGUUGACUUUUUAGUGCCAUUACAAUACAUAGCAAGAACACACACACACACACAAAAAAAAAACACAGAUUACGCCCCACACGAGGGUUCCUUUUCUUUCCUGAUUUCUUUCUACGUUUGAUUUAAGUAACGCUUUAAAAGUGAAAACAAACUUCCUUUCUACUGUUGGAUGGACUUGUUUGGUACGGGGGGCGACAUGUUUCAGAGUCUGGGAGACCCUCGACCUGCAGCCGGGAUGGACUGCACUCAGCGGACUGCAAGAGGGGUUAUGUCUCUCCCCCAAUCCUCCCCCACUCUCUCUCCCCCCUCCCUCUCUCAGACACACACAUCUGACCAUAAAGUGAAGAGAGAGGGAGAAUGACUGACAUUUAAUUUACACCGUGUGUGUGUGUGUGUGUGUGUGUUUGUGUGUGAGGGAGAGAGAGUGCGGACUUCUGUUCAUUGUCACUGCCUUCAACACUUCUCAUUGGUUUGAUUCCAUCUCGGAUGGGAGGGAUGUUAUUUUUCUGGGUGUACUUUUUUUUGUUGUUGGGGGGGUGAAAAGUUCUAAAUAUCAACAUAAUGUGUCUUCUCCAUCAUUCAAUGCUGUUAUUGAUGUUGCAUCUUUUUUUUUUCAUUGUUUUUUCUUCAAACUGAUCAGACCUCAUGCCCAUGCUGUGGAGAUUCUGUGUGGUCAGCACUUGAUGAUGAAUGUUUAUGAUUUCCUUUCAUGUUGUUCUUUUUUAAACAGACGAAGCACGAAGCAGAAUGUCAGAUACCAAGUAGUAUUUUUCUGUCAUUUAUUCCACAAUCUUCCAAAAAAGAAAAGGGGGGGAAAAAAAGUCACCGCUCUGAUGUGUAGCCCACCCCUCACCCCCUACUCCCCCCCCUCCUGCUCAUGAAGUCCAUUGGCAAUGCACUACUCAUAAUGAAGGCUCUCUCCACGCAUCAAUGAAGUUUAAUUUAAGAUGCGAAUGAAUGACAGAGAAAUCAUGCAGGUUAUGAUUUAUCCUUAUGAAAUUAUACUUUAAAACAGCCCCUCACGGCAGAGCAUGCUGAGCUGCAACAGAAUUUCUGAUCACUUACAAGCUCCGGGUUUUUUAAAGCAAAAUGAAAAUGUCAGGUGUGCACCGGCGAGAUAAUGAUUUAGACCAACUAAUUGUGAUUCCUGAACACAACUGUCAUUGUUAAUCAAACGUGUCUGCUUUUUCCACGCUGUAAUUCCAUUCAGUGCUUGAAGAUAAACGUGCAUUCCCUGUAGUUUUAUUUGUAUCACGCGCAUGACUACUUUUAAGUUUUGAGUGUUAAUAAUUGCACACCGGAUGAAAUGCUCGUUUUCUUUCAUCAGGGGAACAAUCCCGAGACCUGCAAUAAGACCUAAACAUUGCACAUUCCAGCAUUUGACAGCCAUCGUAAAGGGCCCAAACAUCCAGUACAUGCCAUUUAGGGAAUGUGGAUACCUCGAUGUUCAAUGCCACCCAAAAAGCCAAUAGUUGUAGUCCACAACAUUGAACUGAGUGGAAUCCACGUGUGAUUUUGUGAUGCAAAUAAAGAAAAAAAAAUUCCAGCUAUAAUAAGGAGUUAAAUUUUAGAGACCAUGAAUUUCAAGACUGCAAUCAACCACUUUUAUUUUUUUAAUUUAUUAUUAGUUUUAUUAUUAUUUUGUUUGGCUUAUUCUUUUUUUUUGUUUUUUUUUAGUUGUUGAUGUGUUUUAAUAUCUUGUUCUGUGACUACCAAAGAUAAACUACAAAGUCAAUGUUGUGUGUUCCAUGCAAUAGCAGAUAAGGCCAAAUAUCUCUCCUGCAUUCUCUCCCACCGGGCGAUCUCGGCAGCGGUGAUCGCGCUGGUGGCAGAUUGAUUUUGAAGGAAAACGCUCCUCAAACUGGUGUUUUCAUUCAUUUUUUUAAUUUUUCUUUUUUUUUUCAAUUUUUUUUUUAAUAAAAACCAAAGUGGGUGUCUCGGACAGGACAGCUGCGGUAAUGUCUUGCAGUGACCAAAACUGAAUGGGAGGCGCUGACAGUCUGACUACAUGAUGACCAAAUUAGGGAAACUUUUUUUUGUCAUUGGGGCCAGUGAGUGGAAAAGGGAGCUUUUUGGUCAGGAGUAGAUUUUGUGUGCAACGUAAAGGGUAUGUAGAUAAAGUCGACAAAGAAAACUAUACUGGGAAAUAGAAAAAGCUUUGCAGAGAACAAUGUGAAAUGGAUUCUGUACUUCAACUGGACCACACAAUGAUUCAGUGUUUCUCUUCUUUUAUUCCUAAUCUAUUUGUAUCCUUUGAAAUGAUUGUAUGCCACUUUUUAGGGGUUUUAGGUUGUUUUUUUUUUGUUAAGAUUGGCAAGACUUUAUGAUUGUGUUUAGUUUCUGUCAACUUAUUACUUUUUAUAUUAAAAAACACUCCUGUCAACUAAUAAGCUGGGUACAAGGUACUUUAUGGCAGUUAUUGUUAUUAUUAUUUUUUUUUAAGUUCACCGCUCAUUAACUAAAAUGGAAAAGGGCAAUCUGUGGUUUCCAGAAGAUGUAUUUAAUAUCCAGGCAGCUGUGGGAUGGGUCAGUUACAGCCAGGCUAGGAUCGUGAGAACACGGCCGAGCUCAUCCACAAACCCCCAGUCAUCUGGCUGGUUUGUUUGGUAUUCAAAAAAGGAGGAAAAAAAGCGCUGGUAGAUUAGAUCAUUCUCAGCAUGUGUAGCUUGACAUUACUAAAGAUAACAGCAUGAGAAAAACGUUAGUACGCAUACCUCAGUUCAAACCUAUAGGGAAUGAUUCAAUUAAAUGAGAAAAAAUAAACAUUUCACUCAGUUGCACUUAGUUGUAUGUCUUGCAUGUGUAGUCUGAUACUGUAGAGAGAAAAAUAACAAAAAAAAAGAGGAAAAAAAUGAAAUUAGAGCUUGUUUAUCUGAAAGGUUUCAUCCUUUUUCUUUUUUUUUUGCCAGACCAAUCCAAACCUCAGGCCUUUUUGUUCAUGGAAAUAUCACCCAGCUGUGUGUGGCACCGCUCAUCCUGUCAAAGUCUGUCCUCCGUUGUACUGAUGGGUUGUUUUAAGGGCGUUCCAAUAUUAGGUUGUACAUACAUGUCGGUAUAGCCUUUGUCUUUCCCUGUCCUUUCCUCUCUCUCUCUCUCUCUCUCUCUCUCUCUCUCUCUGUGUCUCUUUUUUUUAAGAUCAAAAAAAUACAUUUGUGUUAUGAUGUUUGCUUUAUCGCGACUGCUUUGUAUUAACUAUGAAAUAGCUAUGAGAAAAACUGCUGUAUGUAUUGGAAUAGCAAACUGUGCUGCAAAUGUAUUUUACUUAGUAAUCCUUGCUUUAACACAAAAGAAGAAAAAAAGAAGAAAAAAAAACGAAGAAAAAAAAAUCACACCAUAAAUGCAGACGUCUGGGUGAGCUGGGCAGGGGCAGGCUGGGGGGGAGAUUAUCCCCGAUUUUGGAUUUUAAACUGUAAUAUAGAAAACAGACUUUUCUCUGUUAUCAUUGACCUAAGCAUUUUGUACAGAUUUUUUUUCCCUCUUUGUGUUAAGCUGUUUUUUGAUACUUCCUUUUGAUGGUCCAACCACUGCCUUCUGUGGCUGUAUGUUAAAGAUUACCUGCUCUGAGAGAAAGGGCAGACAGGUAUAUUUCCUCUACAAGACGGAGAUAUCUUGCAUGACUAAUCCCAGGGUCGCAGAGAUUUGGGAGGUGGGGGAGGGAGGGAGGGGGUGGUUUAAGUGGUCAGUAAUAAUAUAAGGGUGUAUCAAUCUAAUGAUAUUUUAUAUGAAAUUAAUAGGAAAAAGAAGAAAAAUAUGCAGUGCCAAGAUGUAAAGAAUAUUGUUAAAUGCUGUUUUUUUUUUUUUUUUGUUCUGUUUUGUUUGAGAAAUGCAUUUCACUCACGCAUCCAAGAUGUGUCCUUCUCAUCCAUGUCACGUAGGUUAAAGACACGUUUUGUUCGGCAUCCAGAUAUUUAUAUUUUUAUCUCAAGUGGUCGUUGUAAAUGAGUCAAACCAAGCACAGCAGGCAGGUCAAAGGUUAGAUGCUGCUGGACACUCGGAGCGUAACGCCGGCCGUGCGGCAUCAGAUCCCCCGAAUAUCGCGCACAUACACUGGCAACCCGAGCUAAAAUGCCAUUGUUUCAUCCAUCACCAACCAUCCAGCCCGCUGUCAUUCCGUCCCCCCUUUCUCUCUCUCCCUCUCUCUCCCCCCUUAUACUCUCACAUCACACUUUGUUUCUUUCCAGAUGGAGGGGGAGGGAGGGAGGAAGAGGGGAGGGAGGUUGCAGCCCAGGAGCUGUCACGGUGCUCUCAUCCCGCAGCAGCUUUUCUUUUCCUUUCUUGUCUUUUUUUUUCUUCCUUUUUCUUUGAAGAUGUACUCUGUAGGGUUUUUUUUUUUUCAUUUUUUUUAGAGAGAAAUAUUAUUGCUCAUCACUUCCAUCAGUCUGUAACCUCCUCAUCAUUCCUCGUCUGUCUGAUGCAGACCACUCUGUUGUAGUCAGUGGCGAUGACUGACGUGAGCAUUCUAAACAUGCAAUAAAAUGCUGGUUGUUCA